This is a messenger RNA of Serpula lacrymans var. lacrymans S7.9, 1716 nucleotides long. RefSeq lists its product as uncharacterized. The record is from RefSeq and is a predicted model, not a curated record. The transcript has 10 exons. The coding region runs from base 359 to 1504 and encodes 381 amino acids. Gene Ontology annotation, biological process: dephosphorylation. Gene Ontology annotation, molecular function: phosphatase activity. Lineage: Eukaryota; Fungi; Basidiomycota; Agaricomycetes; Boletales; Serpulaceae.
CACGCAGCCAAACUUUCCUACAAACUACGCUCCCCGGGGAAAGGGAACAUUUUUCAUGUCCCAUGUCACGUCACUCCAUAUUGAUGCGGCAUCAAGCACCAGGUCUGAUCACGAUUCUCACUACCUCCGACUCUCUUACGAUAGGUCAGACUACGCAGUUGCUCCUGAACCUGGCGGUGCUUCGUGGUGACGUGCACUCCCACCGCGCCCGCCUUUUUGAGUAAUGAUCAUCAACUUUGUGAAGUUCGGGGUUUGAUCAACUUCGCGUAAAGGGAUUCCCCUCCCUGGAGGCGAACUAUAAGUAAGAGAGUGUCGAGUCGCCGUUCUCUACUUUGUUCCUCCUCAAAUUCAACGAAGCAUGGUGAACUCUACCGGCUUACUCGGAGUCGUCCUCCUCGCCCGCCACGGUGAUCGGCUGGAGUUUUUCCAAGAUCCCAACACAUAUACGCCUACUGAGACGUAUUUGACUCCUUUGGGAUCAGUUCAAGAACUUCAGCUUGGUACUUUCUUGAGAUCACAGUAUCUCACCCCGUCAUCGCCAUCUUUCAUCAGUGGCAUCAGUACCGAUGUGGUCAAUAUCAACCAAAUUUCUGUACAAGCUGAUGCUGGUGGAGGAGGGAGUGUCAUCUUGAAUUCUGUUCAAGGACUCCUCCAAGGGCUGUACCCGCCUACAACGGAGUCUAAUAUUACCCUCGCGAACGGCACUACCAUCGUAGGUCCUCUGGGAGGGUAUCAAUAUAUUCCAGUCGACUCCAUCGAACCGAAUGUGCUUCCCACCUUGAACAGUUUCACCAACUGCCCGAAUUUCAACACGCAUGUGUCAGAAUUCUAUGCAUCACCGGCGUUUUUGCAAGAGGCCCAGGAUGCUGCACCGUUCCUUGAUGCUCUGGAGCCCUAUUUGGGCGGUCGUAGCAACAAUUUUACGAACAUGUAUAAUAUUUUCGAUUACGUCAAUGUCCAGUCUGUUCAUAAUGCGACUUUCUACAAGCAACUGCCGCCUACUUUCGCUGCUCAAUCAUAUUACUAUGCUAACUACCACGAAUACGGCGUAUUCUCCGCGCCGACACCGAACGGCAUUGGAAACAUUGCUGCUGCGACUCUUUUGCCGACUAUUUUCACGGCAUUGCAGGAUAUCACGAAUUCGUCUAAUGGUCUGAAGAUAGCUUUGACUGAAGUCAGCUACAAGCCUUUCAUCAGCAUGUUCAAUGUCACCCAAGCUGAUGUCACAGACCCUGACAUUGCAGGAAUCGUGGACUAUGCUUCAGUUGUGGCUCUGGAGGUUUACGAGGACUCUAACAGCCGACCGUAUAUAACCAUGAAGUUCAAGAACGGUACCACUGAAACUGACUACAGACAGCUCUCUAUGUUCGGCAACACCACUGUUUACAUUGACGAUUUCAUCAGCCAACUGGCUGGCUCGACCAUCAACACUACCCAGCAGUGGUGUCAGGCGUGCAACCAGACUAGUUCUUGGUUGAGCUGCAACCUGCUGAUUGGUAACUAGAUCAUCGCUUCGCACUCGUUUCCGCGAAGUACGACAUGAUAUAGGGGUUGAGUGGUGUGGAUGAUAGAGUCAAGGCGGGCACGUUGUUGUAUUUAUCAAAAUGUGAAAUGCACUUAAACUGAAGACAGCGGAGCACUGAAAGCUGGUCGUACUCGACUUGCAACUUGAGCCCGAAUUAUGCACAUUUAACCAGUUGGCCAAUUGGACCCGGU